Molecule: messenger RNA, 2827 nt
Organism: Eutrema salsugineum
Lineage: Eukaryota; Viridiplantae; Streptophyta; Magnoliopsida; Brassicales; Brassicaceae
Exons: 9
Coding region: 213-2717 (834 amino acids)
Molecular function (GO): protein binding
Source: RefSeq, a predicted model, not a curated record
UUUAAGCCGUACUUCUUUCUUCUUCUCGUCUCUCUCAACUCGAAACCCUAAUUGACGUAUUCGAUUUUAGGGUUUAAGAGCGAAAUCUUUUGUCUCUUAAAAACGUUUCACUACCUUAAUCCCUUCUGUCAAAGUCUUCUAUCGAUUCUCGUUUUCUGUGUUUUCCUUUCCUUGUUUUGCUUAUUCGAUCCGGCGAUCGUGUUUGGUCGGAGAUGGUGACCGGGUCUGGAACUGGCGGUAGUUUUGCGUCAGGAAUUGAUGAAAACACGAGGAAGACGAUCCGUUCAAUAAAGGAAAUCGUGGGUAAUCACUCUGACGCCGAUAUCUUUGCUGCGUUGAAAGAAACUAACAUGGACGCUGAUGAGGCUGUGCAGAGGCUGAUUUAUCAAGAUCCAUUCCACGAGGUGAAAAGAAAAAGGGAAAAGAAGAAAGAGUCUCAGGAAACGACAUCUGUGGAGCUUGCUGAGAGAAGAAAACCUUCCGAAAACAUUUCUAGAGAAGGGAAUUUUCAAACGCAGCCUGAACAUAGUGCUCGGAGAGGAGACUACAAUCAGAAUUCUUUUCCCAGGAAUGCAGCUCCUCGAAAUGCUGUUCCUAAGAAUCCCGCUGCUGGACCCAGCAGAGAGUUUCGUGUUGUUAGAGACAACAGGUCUAAUCUGAAUGCAGAUAAAGAAUUGAAGCAUACUUCCGCCCAGUCAUCUGGAUCAAAUAUUAGCGAAGAGGUUGCCAUUCGAAACAAAAAGGGCUCAUCAGGUGGUUCGGUAGAUCAGCCAUAUGGGGAUCGGGAUGUAGCUCAUAGGAGGUCCAGGCAGACUGGAAAUGUUCCUCUUCGUCGUACAAGAAAGGAACUCAAUGAGGGAAGGCAGACAGUUCAUGAUGUUACUGUGCCAUCAAGCAAUUCUGUGCUUGGUGUAUAUUCGUCCUCUGCAGAUCCUGUUCAUGUACCAUCUCCUGAUUCUAGAUCAUCAGCUGUUGGAGCUAUCAGACGGGAAGUUAAGGGUGUAGGUUUUGGUGGAAAACCUUCUGAAAAUGUUUCGGAAGAUUUGUCUGCAGCUGGAUCUUUGGUGGAGCCUGCAAUUAGAAAAGAUGUUCCAAAAGCAUACAGACCAUUUUCACCACCUAUUUCAAAGAUUGAUCAAGGCAGUCAAGCUAAUGCACGAGAGUCUGUUAUGCCUAAUCAUAGGUCUCUAACAAACAGCCAGCAUGGGAAUAGAGGCUACCAAUAUGUUAGAACACAGCAGCAAGCUGGUGGUCAUCCAAAAGGAGUUUCCCAGAAUAAACAGUGGAAGCCUAAAUCUAAUCAGAAAUCUAGUGGAAAUAACCCUGGGCUUAUUGGAACUCCUAAAAAGUCUCGUGCUCCUCCCACUGAUAAUUCCAUAAACAUGGAAUCAGAAAUUGUGAAGGUGAAGGAUAAGCUUUCGCAUGUUAGUAUCAGCGAUAGUCAGAAUCUGAUCAUUGCAGAUCAUAUUCGUGUCCCAGAAACUGUUCGCUGUCAGCUGACUUUUGGUAGUUUUGAUCCUUCGAUGAAUUCAGCAUGCUCUUCACAAGACCUUAAGCACAGUGAUAUUAAUGUCAGUUUGCCCACUCCGCCUCCCGAGGAGUCAAAUAAUGGUGCUUCUGGCACUAAGACCGUGGAAACUUUUGAUAAUGAAGUAAGAAAUUCUGGAGCUGGCUCACCGCCUCCUGUAUUGAUGGCAUCAGAACAACAAUUUUCUGAACAAAAGGAGGCUCCUAGAUCUCCGAAUUUGGAUGAGUAUGCGCAAUUCAUUAGUGGAAAUGUUCCUCCUUAUACUAUAGAACCGAAGCAGCAGCAAGAUCCUCUUGAACUGCACAAUUCUUCACAGGAUUAUGAUUCCCAAGGUGUUUAUGACUUGCCGUAUCUCAGGCAAGUAAUGGAUGAAAACAUGCGGGGACAAGGACUACCUUCUCCACAGGAGCAAUCAUUAAAUCCGCACAUGUUCAACAACGCCCCUGCCUCUACAAUUCCUAUGAUGCAGCAGCAACAGGCGCCAAUGGCACAGAUGUAUCCGCAGGUUCAUGUUUCACACUUUCCCAACGGUAUGCCGUAUCGUCAGUUCCUCUCCCCCGUCUAUGUCCCUCAAAUGCCCAUGCAAGGGUACUCUGGUAAUCCAGCAGCAUAUGCUCACCCUUCAAAUGGCAAUAGCUAUGUGCUGAUGCCUGGAGGCAGUUCUCAUCCCAGUGCAAAUGGCCUCAAGUAUGGGAUCCAGCAGUUUAAGCCAGUCCCUGGAGGUGGACCAACAGGUUUUGGGACUUUCAACAACCCUACUGGGUAUCAAAUUAGUUCACUCAAUGUAGUUGGUAAUGCUCCGGGAUUUGAAGACUCAUCUCGCAUGAAGUACAAAGACGGAAAUGUAUAUGUCCCUAAUCCUCAGGCUGAGACUUCCGAAAUAUGGAUGCAAAACUCGAGAGAUCUCUCAGGAAGUCUUCAAUCUCCCCCAUAUUACAACAUGGCUGGACAAACGCCUCAUGCUGCUUAUAUGUCAUCCUUCAAUUCUCCUCCAGUUCAAUCGUCUCAUAUGCAGUUCCAAGGUGUCUUCCACUCGCCACAGCCUGGUCCAAUGGCGAAUCCACACCAUAUGGGGUCUGGACUGGGUGGUAACGUUGGGCUCGGGGUUGCUCCAUCUCCUUCUCCAGUUCAAGUCGGUGCCUAUCAGCAACCACAGCUUGGUCAUCUUAACUGGCCAGCAAGCUUCUGAACAAAAUCUAACAUGUUUAUUUGAUGAAUGAAUCAUAACAACAACUCAAAGAAAUAUUAUCUUGUUAAACUAUGCUUAUUUAUUUUAUUCAAUGCAUAAAUGUCUCAGUU